Molecule: messenger RNA, 2157 nt
Organism: Colletotrichum higginsianum IMI 349063
Lineage: Eukaryota; Fungi; Ascomycota; Sordariomycetes; Glomerellales; Glomerellaceae
Product: Asparagine synthase
Exons: 4
Coding region: 1-2157 (718 amino acids)
Cellular component (GO): cytosol
Molecular function (GO): asparagine synthase (glutamine-hydrolyzing) activity
Source: RefSeq, a predicted model, not a curated record
AUGUGUGGAAUAACGGCGACGAUCCAGCUACGACGGGAGAGGGGCUCUCACUCCGUCAACGGUCACGGGCAAGACAGUUUGCAGAAGCACGAUACUCUACGCAAGCAGCUAGCGGAGAGCCUUGCAAGCAUUGCUCACAGAGGCCCAGAUGCCGAGGGUAUUUGGAUCAGUGAGGACGGGGGCAUUGCUCUCGGACAUCGCCGUCUCGCCAUCAACGAUCUCACGCCGGAUGGCGUGCAACCCAUGCACAGCGACGACGGCAAGAUUCACGCAGUAGUCAACGGUGAGAUCUAUGACCACGACGCCAUUCGCAACCGCUGCAUCCGGGAUCACGGAUACAAGUUCAAGGGCCACUGCGACAGUGAGGUCCUGGUUGCUCUCUAUAAGAUCCACGGGGCCCCCCAGUUCCUAGAUCAUCUCCGGGGCGAGUUCUCGUUUGUCAUUUUCGAUGAGACCGACGGGCGCGUCAUCACGGCGCGCGAUCGCUUCGGCAUCAAGCCCAUGUUCUGGACCAUCACCGGCGAGCAAGGCAGCCCGGAGAGACGCUUGCUUCUGACCUCGGAGGUCAAAGGGUUUCUGCCGCUGGGCUGGGAGCCCGAGUGGAAUGUGGAAGGCCUCGUCAGCGGCUCCUCUCUCUGUGCCGAAAACACGGUGUUUAAAGACGUGUGGAAACUGAACCCCGGCACGUGGAUGGAGAUCUCCCGAGACGGCGAAAUCAAGCACCACCAAUACUGGGACCCUCAGUACAAAGACAAGCGCGAGGUGGAGACACGGACUGUGGACGAGAUCGUUCGGGAAGUCAGAGAACGCAUGGUGGAAGCUGUGAGACUUCGACUCCGCGCCGACGUGCCCGUGGGAAUCUAUCUAUCCGGAGGCAUUGAUUCCUCGGUCGUUGCCGGCAUCGUGACCAAGCUUGUCCGGGAGGAGGGCGUCAUGCUGGGCAACCAGGACGCAACGAAGCGCAUCUCGUGCUUCAGCAUCCAGUUUCCCGAGGGCUCAGGGUUCAAUGAAGCGGACAUUGCCGAGCGCACAGCAAACUGGCUUGGUGUCCAGAUUCUCAAGAAGGACAUGAAUGAAGAGGAGUUGGCCAAGAACUUUGCCGACUGCGUCUACCACAACGAGCAGCACCACUUCGACCUCAACUCGGUGGGCAAAUUCUGCCUGUCCACGUUGCCUCGACAACACGGUGUCCCGGUCGUCCUCACAGGAGAGGGCGCCGACGAACACUUUGCAGGAUAUCCGUUCCUCCUGCCGGACUUCCUCCUCGAGCCGGACUAUGCCUGGCCCGAUUCUGCACUGGCGAAAAACAACAGCAUGCGGGAGAGCAUGCAGAAGGAGAUGACGGACGACAUCAAGAACAUGUUCAAAACAGUAGGCAUGUUCGACCACCACUGGGAAAAGACGCCGCCGUCGACUCCGCACCUCGAAAUCGCCAACAACGCCCUCAAGUGGCAGCCGCACUGGGAGCUGUUCGCGCCAUGGGUUCGGGAGACCUACGGCCAGACUGACAUGAGAGAGAUCGUUGCCAGGACCAUGUCGCCAGAGGUCCUCGAGAAUGUGCGGGAGAAGUGGCACGCGCUGCACUCCUCGCUGUACAUCUACACUCGCGGGCCGCUGGCCAACAUGAUCCUGACCUGUCUGGGCGACCGCACCGAGAUGGCGCACAGCAUCGAGGCCCGGCCCCCCUUCUUGGACCACCACCUGGUGGAGUACAUCAACAACCUGCCGCCCAGCCUCAAGAUCGCGUACAACCAGGCGGAGGGCCAGACGGACGGGACGGGGUCGAGCAUGUGGUGGAAGAACCUCAGCUCGGCCCGCCAAGCGCUGAGCGAGAAGUGGGUUCUCAAGGAAGCCGGCAGGCCCUUCAUCACGCAGGAGCUCUACGAGAGGCGAAAGCACCCUUACUCGGCCCCCGUCAAGUGGCCCCGGGGAGGCCCUCUUCACCGAAUGUUCACCGAGCUGCUGACCCAGGCGUCUGUGGCUAACUUGGGAUUCAUAGACUGGGGCGACGUCGAGGGCUGGCUGGAGAAGGGGUUCGGCGAAGACGCCGAUCCUAAUGCCUUCAGGAAGUUGGUGAUAGUUGGAUGUUGGGCCGUUUUGGGCGAGAGAUUCAAGGUCAAGACGGCCGUCAAGGCGGAGGGGUCCGGGUUUGCAUAG